AUGGAUCCAAGGGGCCCUCCUGAGGGGGCCCCUGUUCAUUCCUUUGAAAUUCUAAACAUUGAUAAAGUGUCUGACACUUCAGUGAAUUGGCCUGCUGAUCAUUCACUCCAUUCAUCAAUGUGUGAACAGCCUAAAAAAAUGAAUAACAAAUUAUUAUUUUUAACUGUGGAGUACGUGGAAGAUCAGACUCGAGAAUAUCCUAGACUGUUCCCAACAUACGAACAAGUUUCCUUUUCCCCCAGAGCUUCUUCUCCACUUUCUGACUUUGAACACCGUGUUAGUCCUCUUGACCCAAAUAUGAGUUCAGCUGCUAGGUAUUCACCUACUCCUGUACAACUUCCACCAUCUCCUUUUCAUAAUGCUGUUGUUGUUUUACAAGGUCCAUCUUCUCCUUUAAUAUCCCCCCCCGAGUCAAAUGAAAGAACAUCUGUUAACUAUGUUUCUCAGUUGACGCAUCCAAUAGAUGCACAGAGUGUACAACAGACAGAUAAUAAUCCUGACUUUGUUGCCAAUGAGAAUGAAGAACAGUUGGUCCCUGGUGUUAGUAGUGAAUUGAUUCUGAUGCAAGAAACUAAUGCUGGAUUAGUAUCAUCAGCAACUCCAUUGAUGCUUACAGCAAUUCCUAGUACAGACUUUGCAUUAAGUAGAGAUUUUCUUGUUAUGCAAGAUGAUCAGAUAAACGUUAUAAAUUCGUUUAAAACUCAAAAUAUUGAUGUAGAUGAUGCUACUUUAUCAUCUGCUGCAGAAAAUUCAAACAAAGAGAAUGAAACAAACGCUUUGGUUGAGCUAAAGGGACAAGAGAUUAAUCAGAUAUUAGUGAAUACGGAGGUACAGAAGGAUAGUGAAAAGCAGAAUAUUAGACGUUCCAAACGUCGUAUAAACGAUAAAACAGAUUCUUGUUGUGACGAAGGUGAUGAUGUCUGUACUGGAGAUAAUUGUACAUCACAUAAUGUAUGCACAAUAGCAGAUCAACCUGUACCAUCACGUGCUAUAGCUACACUGCCAGGGUCGUAUCUAUCCAUAAAUAAAUUGUCUGAAUCCGAAAUCAUAUUAGGUGGAUCCGAUUAUGGAGUAUUUGCAAAACGCUAUAUACAAAAACGUACUCAAUUUGGUCCAAUAGAGGGCAUUUUGUACCCUUAUGAUGGUUCUCCAUUUAAAAAUGAAUUGCCACUACUCUACGAAGCCGAAAACGAGCAAUUUUUAAAAGUAGACGUUUCAAAUGAAAAUACUUCAAAUUGGAUGCGUUUCGUCAGACCUGCAUUGACGUAUGAAGAACAAAAUGUAGUAAUUUGCCAACAACGCGAUGGAAUAGUAUUUCUUACAACAAGGCAUAUUGUGCCAAUGGAAGAAUUAAAGGCUGGUCCUAGCACUGAUUAUGCAGUUCGUAGGAACUUAAUAGUACUGAAACCUGUGCAAGAAACUAAGGGUGAUAAAGAAUCAAAAAAUCAAUUAUUUUCCCGGACACGAUUAGAAGAUAAUCAGUCUCGUCGCAUGAAAGUCUUUCACGGUAUAAAUUUAAAAGAAAAGGAAAAUUCGAGACAAAAUAAUUCGAAGGAAUGGAAAUGUUCCGUUUGCAGUUUAAUUUUUAGAAAGCCAUUGCUGCUUAAUUUACACACUCUUGUUCAUGGUACUGAUAAAAUAAAAACGAAGAUUUCGAACACUAUUUGUCCACAGUGUGGACUGCGCUUUCAGAAACAGAAAGAAUUAGUUAAUCAUGUCUCACAACACGGUAGAUUUACUUUUAAAAAAAAAAACAGAUUGACUCCUUUGUCUACAUAUAAGUGUUCGAUGUGCUAUAAACGUUUUGCUACAAAAGUACGGUUACAACAGCACUGUUUGGUGCAUGGUGCUGAAGACCAAAAACCACUGCCAUGCAACAUUUGUUUCAAAAGAUUUAUGAAUAAUUCAGCCCUGUCUUGUCAUUUAAAAACACACAGAGAAAAUAAACAAGUGUUUGAAUGUCCAAUGUGCCGAGAACUAUUUAGUCAGAGCAUCACAUUGAAAGAUCAUAUUGAAACUCAUAAGAAAGAAGACGAUACUUUCAGCUGUCCCUACUGCCAAAGAAUAUUUAUGAAAUAUUCCGUUAUUCGCAAGCACAUUAGAGCGCAUCAUUGCGAAAGAAAACACAAAUGUCAAGUCUGUACAAAACGCUUCGCUACAGUUGACAAAUUACAAAUGCAUCUGCUGAAACAUUCUGAUCAUAGAGAAUUUCAUUGUGCCAAUUGUGGAAAACAAUUUAAAAGAAAAGAUAAAUUAAAGGAACACAUGACGAAGUUGCAUAAUUCACAAACAGCUACCGAAGAACAAAUGUCGCAAGUUACACAGACAAAGAAAUUUGUUCCGAAGGUAAACCCUAAUGAUUACAAUCGCUUCAUUUAUAAAUGUCAUCAAUGCCUGGUGGGCUUUAAACGAAGGGGAAUGCUUGUUAAUCAUUUGGCAAAACGUCAUCCUGAUGUUGCACCAGAAUCUGUUCCAGAAUUGAACUUGCCUAUCUUACGCCAAACAAGAGACUAUUACUGUCAAUAUUGUGACAAGGUCUAUAAAAGCAGCAGUAAACGGAAAGCACAUAUCAUGAAAAACCAUCCGGGAGCUGCUUUACCACCGAGUAAUAGGCAAAAGGAGUCCGAUUAUUCUGAUCUACCAAAUCCAACGUUUAGUCAAACAGUUGGUAGUGUUACAACUACACCUCAGGGUUGUCAGUGGUGUCACAAACAGUAUGCUAGUAAAGCAAAGUUGUUACAACAUCAACGUAAGAAGCACUCUAAUAUGUUGGAACCCGCUGACCAAGUACCACGGACGCGCAGCCGACAACCACAGAAUCAAAAUCAACCCCCUAUACUUAUCGAAGAUCAGUUCGUGUUAUCCGAGUAUAUUCAAGCGUGCGACACGAAUUCCGAGUUCUUUAAGCCGAAAGUAAUCAAAAUAUCCGAGGAUGUUGAUCUCAUAAGUAACGGAUUGGAACUUGUCGGGCAACAGUUUGUUCGUAUGCGAGACAUACGUUGA
Dufourea novaeangliae is the source of this 3003-nucleotide messenger RNA. Its product is annotated as PR domain zinc finger protein 10-like. The transcript has 11 exons. Gene Ontology annotation, molecular function: protein binding. The record is from RefSeq and is a predicted model, not a curated record. Gene Ontology annotation, cellular component: nucleus. Bases 1 to 3003 code for a protein of 1000 amino acids. NCBI's taxonomy places the organism in Eukaryota, Metazoa, Arthropoda, Insecta, Hymenoptera, Halictidae.